AUGGUUGACAUUUUGCGCGAAGUCAUCGAUCUCAUCUCUCAACCACUUCACCCAUACUGUCCACAAAGACGUCCGAACGUGCUAUUGGACGGCAUGGUGUUCAUCGUCAAGAUACCCAAUCGCUCGCGCGGCAACACACCAGAAGCAUCGAAUACCCCCGCUAGCAAGCAAGCACCAAACAUGGACGCACAGACCCUCCCUCCUCAAGCAGCAACUUCGGACAACGGCUUCUUGCAGGCCAGCAACACAAUGGCACAAUACAGCCAAGCAUAUACGACCAGUGGUGCUUCGAGUGCAAGCGUCAAUGUACCGCAUUCGCCGGACGCUCAGUCACAACACGGUGCAGAACUCAACGUUCUCGUGGCACCCACCGUGCUCAACCACAGAUACGUGCGAGGUAUGGACAAGAGUCUGAUUGUCGAACGACCGGAACGCAUUCGAGCAGUACUGCUGGCAGCGCCGACAAUCAACACACCAGCACAAGACGAUGAUGAUCUUGUAGCACGACUCAACUCGCUCUCGGUCAAUAGCACCUCUUCCCAACAGGAUGCAGCCCAAGCCCCUCAGCAGAAGUUCCGCGUCCUUCAUUCGACGCGGUAUCUGCCGCUCGACCCGCCUCAUCCCGCCGUGGCCUUCACUCACGUUCACUCGGAUGAGCUCGCACAGGUUCUAGAGAGAGCUUAUGAUCAAGCAAAGCAGCGUAGGCGCGAUGCUCAUGCUGCAGUUCCCGACCCAAACGCUGGUCCAUCAUCGCGGCACAGCGCAAUCGAGGACAAGCCUGAACGCGAAGCGACACCGACACCAUACUCUGUAGCCGACAUCGCAUCGCAACCGGCGGCAGAAUCAGCUCCAACCACGCAGCGCACAUCUCAUGCAGCCUACCUCAAAUACCUUUGCGCACGUGCACCCAACCAUCCACCUGUAUCUCACGCCAAGCCGUAG
This is a messenger RNA of Ustilago hordei, 942 nucleotides long. RefSeq lists its product as uncharacterized. Gene Ontology annotation, cellular component: nucleus. Gene Ontology annotation, molecular function: histone deacetylase activity. Lineage: Eukaryota; Fungi; Basidiomycota; Ustilaginomycetes; Ustilaginales; Ustilaginaceae. The coding region runs from base 1 to 942 and encodes 313 amino acids. The transcript has 2 exons. The record is from RefSeq and is a predicted model, not a curated record.